GCAGGAAGAUGGCCAGGCUAUAAGAGCUGCCGUGCUCCAGACCAGCCCCGCUCCAGCCCGAGUGGACCACGCUACUUUGUCAAGAUGAGCAAGACCUCCCAGACCCAGGAACCGCUCUCCGACCUGGAGAAGGCCAUGGAUGUCAUCAUUGAUGUCUUCCACCAGUACUCCAGACGGGAGGGGGACAGAGACACCCUGACCAAGAAGGAGCUGAAGCUCCUGAUUGAGAAGCAGCUUGCGAACUACCUGAAGCAUGUGAAAAACAAGGCCACCAUCGAUGAAAUCAUGAAGGACCUCGAUAUCAACAAGGACGCGCAGAUCAGCUUCUGCGAGAUGAUGCUGCUGAUCGUCCGUGUGACCAUUGCCACCCACGAACACCUCCACGAAGUUGAGGACCAGCAGCAACAGCAGCACAAACACCAGCACCACCACUGAGCUGGGCUGUGGUCCCUGGCCAAAGGCACCGGGGCAGUGCUUAGAGCCCCCAGCUUUCUCCCCUCCAUCCCUCCCUGCCCACCUUCCUCCUUCCCUUCCUUCAAGUUUGAUGGUUUUGCUGCCAAAUAAAGAUUUGCCCUGAGGCUGUCAAAGCUC
This is a messenger RNA of Tyto alba (common barn owl), 591 nucleotides long. RefSeq names its product protein MRP-126. Gene Ontology annotation, biological process: endothelial cell migration. The record is from RefSeq and is a predicted model, not a curated record. The transcript is spliced from 3 exons. Bases 85 to 435 code for a protein of 116 amino acids. Gene Ontology annotation, cellular component: cytoplasm; extracellular exosome. Gene Ontology annotation, molecular function: calcium ion binding. Lineage: Eukaryota; Metazoa; Chordata; Aves; Strigiformes; Tytonidae.